Molecule: messenger RNA, 1110 nt
Organism: Clunio marinus
Lineage: Eukaryota; Metazoa; Arthropoda; Insecta; Diptera; Chironomidae
Source: the annotation of a GenBank genome assembly
CAAUUUCUAUUUCUGUCAGAAAAACAUUUCUCAAUCGCUGAUUGCACGUUUGAGGUUCAAGUGAAUAUUAAAAAUGCGGUGCUUUAUUUUUGUAAUUUUACCAUUCUCGUUAAUUUUUGUGUCGUACUCAAAUGCAUUAAAUGUCAAUUGUGACUUCAAGUCAUCAAGUAUCGAGAUUUAUGGACCUUUAAAAACUCCUUAUCAAUGUGCGGCCAGAGAUCAGCAAGUUCAAGGCUUUGGGAGUGUCGAUAGUGUUCUUGGCACUCAUCUUGCUGGGAAAACUAACAACGACACACGAUUAAUCAACAUCAAGAAAAUAAAAUGCGAUCGAAUGCCAAAGAACUUUAACAAAUAUUUUCCAAACCUUGAAGGAAUUUUUGCAUUUUCUACAGGCAUGAAAACAGUCAAAAAGGAAGAUUUAGAUGUUUUUCCAAAGCUCAGAUAUCUCGAUAUGAGUAAUAACAAGAUCGACACCUUAGCAAGUAAUUUAUUCGAGGGAAAUACCGAAUUAGAAUGGAUCGACUUUGCCGAUAAUUAUUUACGUAACAUUGGAAUAAAUCUUUUGACACCACUUACAAAAUUAAAUUACGCUGACUUUCAAUCUAAUCGCUGUGUAGAUAAACGAGCUAGAGACAAAACAACUUUAUACGAGUUACAAUUGGAAUUGAGAAAAUUGCAAUGCGCUUUGAACGAUGCUUAAAGAGACGCAUGAAAGAACUUUUUGAUUUUUAAUUCCAAAGAAUGAAAAUAAAAAUAGGUAAUACCUAAGAGAAGAGAAUUUGUCAAAGUUUUUCUUUUAAAUUAUUUACAUCAUGGUCAUUCUGAUCAUUAGCACAUUAUAUUUACAAAUACGUAGAUAAUUACCUAUUUAAUUUUGUCAAAAAGAAUUUCUCAAAUAUUAUUACGUGCUUUAGUCACUAAAUUUUCAUUUAUCUCUUAAAUUAAAAAUUAUUUUGGUAAACUUUGUGUUGCUGAAUAAUUCAAUGGUUAAUGUUUAAGUGUUAGUGAUCUUCUGAAGAUGUAUUUAUGAUUCCAGCUAUAUGAAGAAUCCAAGAAACUGGUUUGUAAAUGUAAUUUCUCUUCCGAAACUUAUUUAUUCUCUCGUUAAUA